AUGGAACCGUACUCAUCUUCAUCAGGUACCGCACCGGCGACAACACAGAGUUCCGCGUCGUCGCGACGCCGACCACAGGUGACCUUCCCAGCUCAUAUACCGGAUGUCACGCUCAUGCCACCGACCUGUGGUGCAGAGGUCCAGGUUGUCCUGGCCAGUGCUACCGUUGCGCCGGAAACGGAGGCAUCCACCGCAGACGCGGCUCCGACUGUUUUGACGAGCUGUCACCCCCACGAUGCCGCCGUCUACUGCAUGCACGGCACCACCGAAUACUCCAUGGACACCACGGCAACGGCGACGCAGGACAUCCCCGCCCAGUUCACCGACUGUCACUCUCACGGCACGGAGCUCUUCUGCGUCGACGAGGCUGGCGCCGAUGUCCAGGCUGUGGCCGAGGGUCAAGAGGCCAGCGCCGACGAGAGUGCCAGCGGCGACCCGCAGGGUGAGAACUGCCACUUCCACGCCGGCGUCGAGCACUGCGUUGGCGCUGGUGAGAGCGAGAGCGGUGGCACACGAUCCUGCGAGAGGGUCGACCGUGACUACGAUAUCCCCCUGCGUGUGGGCCUGCUCUUUGUCGUUCUCGUGACCAGCGCCAUUGGUGUCUUUGGUCCCAUUUUCCUCAUGCGUGUGCUGCCGUCGAAGCUGCACGUCAUCUUCCUCAUCAUCAAGCAGUUCGGCACCGGUGUCAUCAUCUCGACCGCCUUUGUCCACCUGUACACCCACGCGCAACUCAUGUUUGCUAAUCCCUGCCUGGGCUCGCUCGGCUUCGAGGGUACCACGUCCUCUAUUGUCAUGGCUGGCAUCUUCCUCUCGUUCCUCGUCGAGUACACCGGCCAACGCAUCGUCAAGAGGAAGCUGGCUGAGGGGCCGGACGCCAAAUCCUGGUUCAGGCCAGAAACUGUGAGCAUCAUGGUGCUGGAGGCCGGAAUUCUGUUCCACUCUAUCCUCAUCGGUAUCACCCUGGUCGUCACUGGUGACAGCUUCUUCCGUACGCUCUUCAUCGUCAUCAUUUUCCACCAGAUGUUUGAGGGCCUCGCCCUUGGUAGCCGCAUUGCCGCUCUCGGCACUGUAGCCCCUGUGCACGCGGCCUCUGGCCAUGGUCACGGCCAUGGCCACGGUUCAACCCAGGUUGCCCAGACGAAGAGCGCCAGCGACACGGACCCUGCCAUCACCCCCUCGGCCGACGCAUCCGACCACUCGACGACUGACUCUCUCAAGCCCGCCCACUACUCUCUCAAGAAGAAGUGCCUUCUCGCUAGUGCCUUUGCCCUCAUCACUCCCCUCGGCAUGGCUAUCGGCAUCGCCGUCCUCGACUUUUUCAACGGCAAUGACCCCGACACCAUCAUCGCCAUUGGCACUCUCGACGCCCUGUCGGCUGGUAUCCUUGUCUGGGUUGGCGUUGUCGAGAUGUGGGCCGAGGACUGGAUGUACCCCAACUCGGAGCUCAUGAACUCGAGCCCCAUUGUCACGGCUCUUUCCUUGUUCGGUCUCAUGGCUGGCAUGGCGCUCAUGAGCUUCCUCGGCAAGUGGGCUUAG
Molecule: messenger RNA, 1536 nt
Organism: Verticillium alfalfae VaMs.102
Lineage: Eukaryota; Fungi; Ascomycota; Sordariomycetes; Glomerellales; Plectosphaerellaceae
Product: zinc/iron transporter protein
Exons: 3
Coding region: 1-1536 (511 amino acids)
Biological process (GO): zinc ion transmembrane transport
Cellular component (GO): plasma membrane
Molecular function (GO): zinc ion transmembrane transporter activity
Source: RefSeq, a predicted model, not a curated record